AGAAUUAUUUAUUUGUGGACUAAUAUAAUACCAUAAUUACAAUCAUUAAUUAUGUGCCUAAUAUUUCUCAUACAACCAUAAUGGGAUGGUUAACAACUAUUAAUUAUUUAGAGGCACAUGAGAGCACCCAUAUGACUAUAAUUGGCCCAUUGAGUUAUAGUCCACCAUCAAUUAGUCCUUAUUAACCCAAUAAACUAUAUAACCCUUUAGGGUUAGAUGGGUAUGUGAAAAAAUAUACAUGUAUAUUAAGGAUGAAAAGUGUGUGUUAAGGAUGAUGGUUAGACAUAAGUGGGUUUGCUCCACAAUUGUCUCUUGAUUACUCUUCACUCUCUAGCAUAUUGUUUUGUGUGUUUUGGACUUAGAUAUUGAUCAAUGGCUCAAUAUGAUGGGAUGAGCAAUAUGGGAAGUAUGUUUUCUUAACCAUUAAUGCUCUAAAUAAAUGCUUGGAUCUUGGAUAGUUGUAAGAGCAUCAUUGGAUUAAUAUAUUUGAUUAUAGUGAUUAUAAUGCUCUUGUUUGAAUAUUCCUUUAACAAUUGGUAUCUAGAGCCAAAGCUAUUAAUUUUAGAGCUUAAUAUUUGUUGUGCUUAACCCAUUUAUUCAAAAAAUAAAUUUUCGGAUUAAUAACACAUUUUCGGAUUUAUAUGUUAUUAAUGGGUAAUCUGAGAUUAAAAUUUUAGAAUGAGUUUUUUUUAAAGUUUUGGACGGUUAUUGCAUGUUUGUAUUGUAAGAUUGCAUUUUUUUGUUGAGUUCAUUAAUGGAGGAAAACCCAUUUCGGGUUCAUAGUAUCUUGGCCAUUAUUUUGAAUUUUUUGGAUUAAAUGGGUAUUGGAUUGUGAUAGAGGGUUGAAAAUGGAACAAAACCCCUCAAGCGGCGUCAAAUUUGGUGGCCGGAGGUGGUUUAUCCGGCCGGGUCACGAACCGGGUCGCGCCGAUCCGAGUUGCAGACCCGCGGACCCGUUACAGAAAUUUUUGGGUGACAGGGGUGGUAAAAACGACAUGUCGUUUUGCCACUGUCGGGCAAACGACGUGUCGUUUCGCACAUCAGAAAGCCCCCUUUUUUGCAGCAAACGACAAGUCGUUUGGGAUAUCUGCUGCAUGUCGUUUUCAAAAAACGACAUGUCGUACGACACUGUUAAAAAAAAAAAAAAAGGAGGAAAGGUGGAAGCGCGUGGGGGCGCGUGCACAGCCUAUUUUGGGCCCUUUUUCACCAUUUUGUUCCAUUUUUAAUUUUUUUAUCAUUUACUUGUAUGCACAAUACUAAUUCAUGAAUUUUAUUCAUAUUUGUCAUUAAUUUUUAUAUUGUAGCAUAAACUUUAUUUAUUUUUCUAACAAUUAGUGCUUAUUUUCUUACCUAUCGUAAGAUUAAGCAUGGAAUUGUUUGGUCAUGAGGAACAUUUAAAUAUUAACUUAUUUAAAUUUUGUAAUUUCCUCCAAAAUUUUAUUAAGAUCCUUAUAAGUAAUUAAUUAUCCUAUCGGUAAUAAUUGCUUGCUAAGGAUGCUUAAUAUGGUGAAGAAAAUUUAUUAAAUAUUAUGAAUCACAAUUUAUCUAUCCUUUCGAUAGUAAAUUAAUGUAUUUGAUUAUAAUAUUUAAUAGAUUGUUCUUACCUGUGUAUGAGUUCUACUUUAUUUAUUUGUCUAAGAACUCUAGCAUACAUGAUGAUCAUUUGUUAUUUUGCGAUCAUUUAUUUAUGAGAGAAAGAGCACAAAUGACAUGAUUUUGUUAUAACAUGCAUUUAAUGGUUAUUGCUCUUGUUUCUCAUUCAGCUUUAAGCGUUCCAAGAAACUCUGCCAUGUUGACGCUAAAUGGAACCAACCACAAGCAGUGGGUUGAAUCCCUCAUGCUAAAUUUGACUCUUAUGAGAGUGGACUUGGCCUUGAGAAUGGAUGCACCGCCUAAACCCGCUGAUGAUGCCACUGAAAAGGACAAGAAGUCCUAUGAGGAUUGGGAGCAUUCCAAUCGUUGUUGUUUGAUGCUUAUGAGGUAUCACAUGGAUGAGUCCAUUCGUGAUAGUAUUCCUCAAACUGAAAAUGCAAAAGAUUUUCUUGCUGUCAUUAAGGAAAAGUAUAAGAAGUUCUCAAAGAAUGAGAAAAAUGAGUGCUUAACUUUGUUCCAUCGCACUAAUUACACUGAUACGGGUGACAUUAGAGCUCACAUUGACAAGCUCAUGGGUUGUUACCAAAAGCUUAAGGGCAUGGGAUUGGAUCUUGGUGAGGAUUACAUGGUGUGGUUUGUAAUGGAAACCAUUCCUUCUCAAUUUGAUUCGAUCAGAUCAAGCUACAAUGCUCAAAAGGAGCAGUGGACCAUUGAGGAGAUGACUGCUAUUCUUGCCAAAGAAGAAGAGGACAUGAAAAAGGGGAGAGCAAGAAGUAUCUCCAUGGUGACCAAUCCAAACAAUUCUCACAAGAGAAAGUUCACUCCCAACAACUCUAGUGACCAAAGGUUUCAUAAGAAGAAAGCCACCAAUCCUAAGGGAAAUGGACAAGCAAGCUCUUCUUCAACUGGUCAUAAGAAUGAGUUUUUCAAAGGAAAGUGCAACUUUUGUCAAUGCUUCGGGCAUAAGAAAGCUGAUUGCCGAAAGCUCAAAGCUCACUUAGAGAAGAAAGGCAGUGACAAGUCGAAGAAGGCCGAGUAGGUUGGAGGAGU
Messenger RNA from Cannabis sativa, 2643 nucleotides. RefSeq lists its product as uncharacterized. Bases 1727 to 2632 code for a protein of 301 amino acids. The transcript is spliced from 2 exons. NCBI's taxonomy places the organism in Eukaryota, Viridiplantae, Streptophyta, Magnoliopsida, Rosales, Cannabaceae. The record is from RefSeq and is a predicted model, not a curated record.